Messenger RNA from Felis catus (domestic cat), 3342 nucleotides. RefSeq lists its product as uncharacterized. The record is from RefSeq and is a predicted model, not a curated record. Gene Ontology annotation, cellular component: membrane. Gene Ontology annotation, molecular function: G protein-coupled receptor activity; olfactory receptor activity. NCBI's taxonomy places the organism in Eukaryota, Metazoa, Chordata, Mammalia, Carnivora, Felidae. Gene Ontology annotation, biological process: G protein-coupled receptor signaling pathway.
CCCUCUCUCUCUGCCCCUCCCCCGUUCAUGCUCUGUCUCUCUCUGUCCCAAAAAUAAAUAAACGUUGAAAAAAAAUUAAAAAAAAAUGUAUGAAUUUUGGGACUACCAAGAGAAUGUAAAAUUCAACUCAUCUCAGUCUACUCAUGUACUGGGCAAAGCAACGGUGAAGCUGAUAUGGGAUGGUAGACCUCGUUCAAGGCUUGGUAAUGCCAGGACUGAAAAGUACCCAGAGCCUCCUUAGAAGAGUAUAAAAUAUUGACCAGAGGGAAAGAGAAUAGAAAGGAAGAAUCUAUGAGAUUCCUAAAAAAGAGGAAAAAGAAGGAAGUAGAGUCAGAUUAGAAGUGAAGUCAGAUUAGGGAAGAUAAUGAAUAUAAAGAGAGAUUUGGAAGUUAGAAGAUUUGAGAGUCAUCACAUGUAGAGUUCUAGAAGAAAUCUAGCAUCUAACUCUCCUCCCUAGCUUCCAGAUGCUGCACAGUCAUGGAAAACCAAUCCAGCAUCUCUGAGUUUUUCCCACAAGGAAUAUCCAAGUUACCAGAGCAAAAGCAGUUCCUCUUUGGAAUUUUCCUGUGUAUGUAUCUUGUCACUUUAACUGGGAACAUGCUCAUCUUCCUGGCCAUCAGAUCAGACCCACACCCCCACACCUCCACGUACUUCUUUCUGACCAACCUGUCUUUUGUCGACAUAGGUUUAACAUCUUCCACAGUUACCAAGAUGCUGGUAAAUGUGCAGACUCAACAUCACACCAUUUCCUAUGCUGGUUGCCUCACACAAAUGUAUUUGAUGUUUGGCGAUCUGGAGAGCUUCUUCCUGGCUGUAAUGGUGUAUGACCAUUAUGUGGCCAUUUGCCGCCCUCUCCACUACUCCACAGUCAUGAGCCCCCAAGUCUGUGCCCUGCUGCUUGCAUUGUGCUGGGUCCUCACCCACACUGUUGCCCUGACUCACUGUGCCCUCCUCAUAGCUUGGCUGUCCUUCUCUGUUGCUGGGGAAAUAGCUCACUUUUUCUGUGACAUAACUCCUAUCCUGAAGCUGUCAUGUUCCGACACUCACAUCAGCAUGUUGAUGGUUUUUGCCAUAGGAGGCACAGUACUCGUUGUCCCCUUUAUCUGCAUUAUCAUCUCCUACAUCCACAUUAUAUUGGCCUUCCUAAGGGUCCAAACUCCUGGUGCAGAAGGCAAGGCCUUUUCCACCUGUAGUUCCCAUCUCUGUGUCAUCUGUGUGUUCUAUGGGACGCUCUUCAGUGCCUACUUGUGCCCUGCCUCUGUUGCUUCUGAAGAGAAGGACAUGGCAGCAGCUGCAAGUGUACACUGUGGUGACCCCCAUGCUGAGCCCCUUUAUCUAUGGACUGAGGAACAAGGACAUGAAGGCAUCUUGGGGACGGUGACAGAUGAGAAGGAGACAUCUGUGAGGGCCAAGUGGCUGAGGAAGAAGUACAUAGGGGUGUGGAGGCGAGAGUCCAGCCUGAUGAGCAGGAUGAUGAGCAGGUUCCCCAGCACCGUGGUCAGGUACAUGCCCAGGAAUAGGGUGAAGAACAUGCCCUGCUGCUCUGGCCGGAUGGGGAGCCCCAGGAGGAGGAACUCGGACACGCUGCUCUGGUUCUUAGGCCUCAUGUUCACCUUCUUCUGCUCGGGAUGUACCAGUAUGAGGAGGGAGAACCAGAGCAGCGUGUCCGAGUUUCUCCUCCUGGGGCUCCCCAUCCGGCCAGAGCAACAGGCCAUGUUCUUUGCCCUGUUCCUGGGCAUGUACCUGACCACGGUGCUGGGGAACCUGCUCAUCAUCCUGCUCAUCAGGCUGGACUCUCGCCUCCACACCCCCAUGUACUUCUUCCUCAGCCACUUGGCCUUCACUGAUGUUUCCUUUUCAUCUGUCACUGUCCCAAAGAUGCUGAUGAACAUGCAUGCUAAGUACAAAUCCAUCUCCUAUGAAGGAUGCAUUUCACAGACAUAUUUCUUCAUAUUUUGCGCUGAUUUAGACAGUUUCUUGAUCACUUCAAUGGCCUAUGACAGGUAUGUGGCCAUCUGUCACCCUCUGCAUUAUACCAUCGUCAUGAGUCAGAGCAUCUGUGUCAUGCUAGUGGCUGGAUCCUGGGUCAUUGCUUGUGCUUGUGCUCUUUUGCAUACCCUUCUCCUAGCCCAGCUGUCCUUCUGUGCUGACCACACCGUCCCCCACUUCUUCUGUGACCUUGCUGCCUUGCUCAAAUUGUCUUGCUCAGACACUUCCCUCAACCAAUUGGUGAUCUUUACUGCAGGAUUAACAGCCAUUAUGCUUCCAUUCUUAUGCAUUGUGGUUUCUUACGGCCAUAUUGGGGCCACCAUCCUCCGGGUUCCUUCUACCAAGGGCAUCUGCAAAGCCUUGUCCACUUGUGGAUCACAUCUCUCAGUAGUGACUCUCUAUUAUGGGGCAAUUAUUGGCCUAUAUUUUCUUCCCUCAUCCAACAACACCAAUAACAAAAACCUAAUUGCUUCCUUGAUGUACACAGUGGUCACCCCCAUGUUGAACCCUUUCAUUUACAGCCUGAGAAAUAAAGACAUGAAAGGGGCCUUGAGAAAACUCUUGAGUAAUAAAACAUAUUCUUCCACCUGAUACUUACUUUUCUUUUAAAAUAUACAUAUUAUCUUAUUUCUUCAAUUACACAUAAACACAAAUUAUUGUAAAUAUAGCUCUCCUGUCUUCCUUCCACACUGUCACUGAGAAAUGCUUUGCUGACAUUAUCCUUACAUCUGUUGGGGAGAAUAGUAAAAUUAGAUGUACUUUAUAGGACUUACUUUGUUCUUUUCUUCGAUGAUGGGAUUGGAAAAUACUUUGAAGAUGCUGUAUCUCUUUGGCUGGUAUCAUCAAAUGGGAGCUAUCAGAGCUGGACUUUCCUCAGAUUUUCAGAUUAUUAUAAAAUAUAUUUGGUCUUUUAUGCAUCAAUUUCUAAGGAAUUUUCCAUUUUGGUGAUGAUAUGUCUCCUUCUUCACUCAGACAUCGGGCAUUCAGGGACCUUGAGCCCUUCUAGAACUUCCAAGAAGAACAUAGUAAAUUUUACUUUUCUUACAUAGUAAUUAACACACUGCUUGCUUGUCCUUCAGGAAUACAGACCACAUAUUCUUUCUUUCCAAACACACACAGGUAUUCAGCAACAAAAUAAAUGUCACCUCAGUUGUCUCAGAUACUGGUUUAAGAGCCUAAUCUAUGCAUUAGGGUCAUCUAAUUUAAUUCUGACAACAACCCUAAGAGAUAUUUUGAGAAAACUCAUGCUCAAAGAGAUACUUUGAACAGAUGAACAUAAGGGAAGGGAAGCAAAAAUAAUAUAAAAAAACAGGGAGGGGACAAAACAUGAGAGACUCUUAAAUAUGGAGAACA